This is a messenger RNA of Physcomitrium patens, 2308 nucleotides long. RefSeq lists its product as uncharacterized. Lineage: Eukaryota; Viridiplantae; Streptophyta; Bryopsida; Funariales; Funariaceae. The record is from RefSeq and is a predicted model, not a curated record.
UUUCAAUCCUGCGUCUGUUGCUCUGCUUCGGUGUUCUGCUCCGCCUCUGCCUGGAAUCCUCGAAGCCGAAUGCCUACCCCUAUGGCCUCCCCUCCAUCGCCUCCCGACGGCUCCUGUUGGAACGUUGUUUACACCAUCUCUUCCUCUAAGCGCAAAUACGACGGCAUUCUCACUCUCCGCUGCAUUAACGGGUCCGUCGCGAAGAAGAUCUUCCUCUCCGACUCCAACUCUAGGAAGCUGGCGGAUCGCAUUCUUCGCCGAACUGAGCGCGUGGUAACAGGUGAAAGCCUUCGUUUCGAUCCUCCCCCUGGGUAUGUCGUCUUGGUGGACUCGUUGGUCGAGGGCCUCCUCUCAUCGUCGUCGUCGCAUUCAGUUGCAUGGAAGUCCUCUCGCUCUCCUGCGUCCGCUUCGACCUCUUCCGUCAUUGAUUUGUCUCCAUAUGCAUCUGGUACUGUGAUCGGCCGAAAACUUGCUGUGAUUCACAAACCUGUUCUUGCUCCAUAUCGCAGACCUGGCAGGGUUAGCAAUAUUGAGCAAGAAUGUUACAUUGAUGAGCAAGCUUCUAGUAAUAUAUGGAGAAUUCGAGAAAAGGCUGUUCAACCGGCCCACAAACCUGCUGGCAUUUGCAUAAUCGAGCAAGAAUAUGACAACGAGGAGAAAGCUUCUGUUGACAUGAACUCGAGGGUCCAAGCAGACGCUGCUGAACCGAUUCCGAAGCCUAGCAGGAUUCGCCGAACUGACCAAGAACGUUACAACGACGAGAUACAUUCUGAUAACUUGAGGAUGCUUCAAGCAGAGGCUGCUGAUCCGAUUCCCAAACCUAGUAGGAUUUGUCGAACUGAGCAAGAACCUCACAUUUAUGAGGGACAUUCUGUAAACUUGACGGGAUUACAACCAGAGGAUGUUGAACCGAUUGGCAAGCCUACAAUGAUUUCCAAUUUUAAGCAAGUAUGUCAAAUUGUAGAAGAAUCUACUAGUAAUGUGAGGAGAAUCGCCGAGGAAGCUGCUGCACCGUCCCGCGUAUCCACCCGGAGUUUCAAUGUUGAGCAAGAGUGUUUUGUUGAUGAGGAAGCUUCAAGUACUCCGAGUAGAACCCUAGCACAGUCAGCUGAAUUGUGCUCCCACGAAGUGAAGGGUUGCCUUGACACCAUGUAUUUCAGCGUUCGAGAUUUUUGGAUAGGCUACAAGCUGUACUGCUUUGGCCAUUAUUCUCAUUGCGAUGUGUCUAAAGAGCAGUUUCUAGCUAGCAAGAUGGGUCGAGUAGUUUGUCUGUUGAACAAGGAGAAGGGUGUUUCAUGGGGAGCAAAGUUUGAUGAAACAGUAAGGCAAGCGUGGGCGAUGAUGGAGGAAUAUCUGAUGAUUUACUGCGGCAAGGACUGCACAAAUCUAAGGGCCUUAAUGGAAGAGUUUGAGGAUGUUAAGCUAUUAUCUACCACACAGAAUGGCUCGUUACUGCUCCAACUAAUCAAGGAUGACGAGUAUGGAACCGAACGUACUUACAAUCAAGCGCGCAGCGUUCAAGUACCGUCCACUAAUAUUUUUUAUCAGUUCCGGCAGAGGCUCAAUCAGGUGGACUCCAAGUUGUGUAAUCUCAUGAAAUUGACGGGGGCGCAAUAUUUAUUGGAUAGCCACAAUUCAGGUGUGGGUAAAUAUUAUGAAAGCAUAUCUGCCCGUAACCCAUCUAACAAUUCUUGUGACAAACCAAAAGUCAGACCAAAUGAUAUCUGGGGCAAGCUUGCACGGCCCAAGUAAAUGCUUAGUACAAUUAUGUCGAGCCGAGUAAUAUGGCAGCCGAUUACUGUGCGAAAAAAUACGGCAAGGCAUGCCUAACACUUUGAAGAGAAGGCAGGAUCAUUCCAUUGGUAAAGAGAUCUGUCGGAGGUCUUGCUCCAACACUGAUUUUUACAUGUUUGCCGUGUGCAAUGUGAACAUGCUACGUUUUCUUACAGCAGGUUUCUUCUCGUCAGAGUAUCGUGUGUAUAUUAGUUCAUCCAAUAAGUUGUGAGGCAGUUGUGGCUCUAACGUUGCAUGGACAAUUAAAUGACCAGUACAUAGUGUCCCAAGAGCUGCAGGAAUCUGAAUCUUAAGCUACAAAUAACUCUAGCUAUUUUGAUCCUAGACAGAAUCCAGUGACGACGACUUUUUAAAAACGAAGGUAUCCGAUCAUUGGAGUUGGCAAAUUCCAAUAACCCUAGCAUCACUUCUCCAUACUCCGCUGAAGGCAUACUUAAAUUGAGAAAUCGCCUGGCAGGGGCCGGCGUCCACUGCCUGGCAAGAAAUGAAUUAAUUGUAAAUGUAUAUUGCAGUA